CCGACAGUACUCUGCCUGCUAUCAGAGCGGUAGAUGACUAGCUCAAGUAAAGAGUCUCUUGACUGCUGUAAACAUCAGACGACACAGUGCAGAUCUACAGCCAUUGCGAGGGUGUCUUUCCACGGUAGAGAAUGCCAGCGGUCAUAAGUAAAAAUUCCGAUUUGGAGUUUGACUCCUUACAACCUUGCUUUUAUCCGGAUGAAGAUGAUUUCUAUUUCUGCGGUCCUGACUCGGCUCCACCUGGGGAGGACAUCUGGAAGAAAUUCGAGUUGCUGCCCACGCCCCCCCUCUCCCCUAGCAGAGCCGGCCUCCCGGGGGAGCUGGCUUCGGCAUCCGGAGACUCCGGUUCGAUGGGGUUUGGAUUAUCAAACCCACUGGACUGGGCUUCGGAACUCCUUUUACUUCCCGAAGACGACAUUUGGGGAGCAUCGGACGGGGACCUUUUCGGGUCAGCCUUGGAAAGUAACCUCAACUCUAUCAUCAUUCAAGACUGCAUGUGGAGUGGUUUUUCGGCCAGAGAAAAGCUCGAACGGGUGGUGAACGAGAAGCUCGGUAAAGCGAUUGCCACGGUUGCCAGUUGUGGAGCGAGUAACAGCACAGAAACCAAGGCGGCGGAGUUGAACAGUUCUGUCUCGGAGUGUGUGGACCCUGCCGUAGUUUUCCCGUUCCCUGUCAACAAAACCACCAGCAGCAGCUGCGGCACCACCACCAGUAGCAGCAACAACAACAGAAGUCCACCUGGGAUAGUCCCUUCAUCCGCUGCCAACAGUAAUGCCGACGACACCCCGAGCGACUCGGAUGACGAGGACGAUGACGAAGACGAGGAUGAGGAAGAGGAUGAGGACGAGGACGAGGAGGAGAUCGACGUGGUCACGGUGGAGAAGAGGCGGUCCACAGGCGGCAAGCCGGUGGCCACCAUCACCAUCGCCGUGCGGCCGAAGGUGAGCAGCGGCAGCGGCGGCGCCGGGGUCAGCGCCAUGUCCAUCAGCAAGCCCCAGGAGGCACUCCUCAAGCGCUGCGCCCCCAUCCACCAGCAGCACAACUACGCUGCCCCAUCGCCCUACAUCGAGGACGAGGACGCCCCCGCGCCCCCGAAGAAGGUCAGGAGCGAGGCGCAGCGAGCGCCCGCCAAGGCCAGCGCCCCCCAGAGGUUGAAAAAGAGCGACAGCCCACCCAGGGGCUCCGACUCGGAGGACAGCGAGCGGCGGCGGAACCACAACAUCCUGGAGAGGCAGCGGCGUAACGACCUGCGCUCCAGCUUCCUCACCCUGCGGGACCACGUCCCCGAGCUGGUCAGGAACGAGAAGGCGGCCAAGGUGGUCAUCCUGAAAAAGGCCACGGAGUACGUGCACUCUCUGGAGGCGGACGAGCGCCGGCUACAGCAGGAGGUAGACAAGCUCCAGGCGCGGCGGCAGCAGUUGAUCAAGAGGUUAGAGCAGGCAAGGACUCGCUAAGCCACCCUUUAUCAGGACUUUCACUGCCACUUUUGCACAUUUUUUGACGUUAAGAAUGUUGGGUUUUGCUUUCAAUCCAGUCACAUCAGAAAGAUGGAGAGAACACGUCUCUUUUUCCGUAUGAAUUCAGGUUCACCGUGACAAAGGCCAUAUGAUACUGCUCAAUA
Molecule: messenger RNA, 1621 nt
Organism: Megalops cyprinoides (Indo-Pacific tarpon)
Lineage: Eukaryota; Metazoa; Chordata; Actinopteri; Elopiformes; Megalopidae
Gene: mycn
Product: MYCN proto-oncogene, bHLH transcription factor
Exons: 3
Coding region: 132-1454 (440 amino acids)
Biological process (GO): regulation of transcription by RNA polymerase II
Molecular function (GO): DNA-binding transcription factor activity, RNA polymerase II-specific; RNA polymerase II cis-regulatory region sequence-specific DNA binding; protein dimerization activity
Source: RefSeq, a predicted model, not a curated record